Periophthalmus magnuspinnatus is the source of this 1528-nucleotide messenger RNA. It is a transcript of the gene tada3l, whose product is annotated as transcriptional adaptor 3 (NGG1 homolog, yeast)-like. Lineage: Eukaryota; Metazoa; Chordata; Actinopteri; Gobiiformes; Gobiidae. The transcript has 8 exons. The record is from RefSeq and is a predicted model, not a curated record. Gene Ontology annotation, cellular component: SAGA complex. The coding region runs from base 1 to 1296 and encodes 431 amino acids. Gene Ontology annotation, biological process: regulation of transcription by RNA polymerase II. Gene Ontology annotation, molecular function: transcription coactivator activity.
AUGAGUGAACUCAAGGACUGCCCCCCUCUGAAAUACUAUGACUUCAAGCCAGUGGAGCACGUGAAGGUGUGUCCUCGCUACACGGCUGUGCUCGGCCGCUCAGAGGAUGAUGGCAUUGGGAUUGAAGAACUGGACACUCUGCAGCUGGAGCUGGAGACCCUCCUGUCCUCAGCCAGCCGCCGCCUCCGAGCUUUGGAGGAACAGAGACAGAUCCUCACAGACUGGCAGGACAAAAAAGGAGACAAGCGUUUUUUGAAGAUUGGUAAAGACCCAGAUCCUGCUGCCACAUCUCGUCAUAAACCAAAGAAGCAGAAGUUGGACGGUAAAGGAAGUCAUGCCCCAGGUCCUGGCCCAGGUCGACCCAAGUCUAAAAACAUCCAGCCCAAGGUUCCAGAGUAUGAGUUUACAGAAGAGCCUCAGGACAUUCCUCGUGUUCCCAAAAACGAUGCCCCUAACAGAUUCUGGGCAUCAGUCGAACCAUAUUGUGCUGAUAUAACAAAUGAAGAGAUCCGACUGUUGGAGGAACUUUUAAAACCACCAGAGGACGAAACAGAGUAUUUCAAAAUUCCUGCUCUAGGAAAACACUAUUCUCAGCGAUGGGCUCAGGAGGAUCUGUUGGAGGAGCAGAGAGAAGGAGCACGAGCCAAUGACAAAAAGAAAAACAUGAUGGGAGGACCACUGUCUGAGCUAGAUGCAAAGGAUGUUGACUCGCUGCUAAAAAAGUCUGAAUCCCAGCAUGAAUCCCCCGAAGAUGGCUGUCCUUUUGGUCCUCUGACACAGCGUCUUCUGCAGGCUCUCGUCGAGGAGAACAUUAUAUCCCCUAUGGAGGAUUCUUCCAUCCCAGACAUUACUGGGAAGGAUGCUAAUGAUGGAGCUGGAACGUCUCCUCGGAGCCAAGGAAAAGCUUUCAGUGUGCCACACACACGUUCACUGGAAGCCAGGAUCAAAGAGGAGCUGGUGGCCCAGGGUCUGCUGGACUCAGAGGAGAGACCGGGUCCUGCGGGGGACUCUGAGGACGAGGUUCUGGCUGAGCUUCAGAAGAGACAGACUGAGCUCAAGGCCCUGAGCGCUCACAACAGAGCACGCAAACAGGAGCUGCUUCGGUUAGCAAAGGAGGAGAUGCGCAAACAGGAGCUGAGGCAGCGAGUGAGAGUAGCAGACAAUGAGGUUAUGGAGGCAUUUCGCCGAAUCAUGGCAGCGCGGCAAAAGAAACGCACUCCAAGUAAGAAGGAGAAAGACCAAGCCUGGAAGGCACUGAAAGAGCGAGAAAGCAUCUUGAAAUUAUUAGAUGGAUAAAAAGCUCAACAUUCGGUGGAGGCUUCUUGAUGCCAUGAAAAAUAGAACAAGGGACUAAUGAUUGAAGGUUGUUUUGUGAUCAGUAAACGGAGCCCAUUAGUGAUGUCCACAAGCAGAGACCUAUUUGUAUUUUCAUUUUUUAAAAUUUGUUUUAUUUGUUAAAUGAUUAUGUUUUCUCAUUGUAACAUUGUGCUAUAAAAGAUGUGCUGUUUAAUAAAUAAUGACUGUGGGG